Molecule: messenger RNA, 1188 nt
Organism: Paramecium octaurelia
Lineage: Eukaryota; Ciliophora; Oligohymenophorea; Peniculida; Parameciidae
Source: the annotation of a GenBank genome assembly
AUGUUUAAUAGUUCACUUAAUUUAAGACAACUUAGUAAAAUUAUAGCAUCUAGGAUUUUAGAUGGAGUUUUCAUUGGAAACUAUAUUCCUUUAUAAGUUCAUCAUAUUAAUCUAUGUUAGGAAUAGUAAUAUCUGAAAAUCAACCAAAUAACUCACGUAGUGAAUUGUGCAGCUUCAGAAAUCCAAGUUCCCAAUAAUUUAAAUGUGUUAAAUUAUUAUUGGAAGGAUGAAGACUCAUAAGUAAAGCUUUUAUUCUAUUUAGAUCAUCGUCACCAUUCAAAUAAUUAGAGAAAUUUCAGCUUUUGUUGAGAAAGCAUUAAAAAGAGGCGAAAGUGUACUAUUUUGUUGUGUAAAUGGUCAAAGUCGAUCACUUACUGCUCUGGUGAGCUAUCUUAUGUUCAGGUAAGUAUUGAAAUUAAUAUUUAUAGAUAUAGCUGGAGUUUAUUUAAAGCUCUUUAAUACAUCAACAUUUUGUAAAAGGAAUUCGAAAUUAGAGCCACUUUUUUAAAGUAGCUAAUUGUAUUUGAGAAAGAAUAAAUGAAAGGAAAAGUAAUUAGUCGAAAUUGGAAUCAAACACCCUUGGAUCAAGAGGAAAUGCUUCUAUAAAAUACUUACUUAAAUUCUGUACAAAAGGAAAAGGAUGAUCUAUUGAUGAAUAUGACUCAACAAAUUCCUUUAAAUUUGACAUAAAAGAAAGUCUCUUGGUAAAUAAAUUAGAUUGAGCUAUGCAAUCUAGAUAUUUUUUACAAUUUUUCAAAAGAAAAGAAGCAGAUUAAAUCCAUUUUAAAAACCAGUACUAUUUAACCAUCUGAUUUGAAUAAUUCUUAAUCAAAACCUUAAGCAAGCACUUCAUUUCAAAAGCCAAAAAGUAAGAAUGAAGAAUUGUUUAUCAGGAAAAACAGCUAGUACAAUAGAAAAAAUUAAUUGAGAACGUUGACUCCUCUUAAUAGAAGAAAAAAUUUUGACUCCCCUACUCCAAAAUUGAAUAUGGGAAAAUAUCUAGAAAUAGAGCUCUAGUCUUAAUAAUACCAAAAGAAAUUCAGAUCAUAGGCUACCUCACCUUAUUAUAAUUAAAGUCACAGAAAUUAGAAUGCAUCAUAUAACUCAGUUGAUUUAGAAUAAGAAUCUCCCAAAAAAAUUCCUCAUCUCUUGCGUAGGGCCUAAUUUAAAUUAUCCUAAUUGUUGUGA